Vigna umbellata (rice bean) is the source of this 1745-nucleotide messenger RNA. The record is from RefSeq and is a predicted model, not a curated record. NCBI's taxonomy places the organism in Eukaryota, Viridiplantae, Streptophyta, Magnoliopsida, Fabales, Fabaceae.
ACAAGGUAAAUGAUAACAACGACUUUUUGUAAGAACGGGUGGGUCUCACUGUCCGGGGAAGAAGAAAAAGAGGAAAACACAGCUUCAAAAAUGAGAGACAGAGGUUGAACUUACCUACGGAGAAUCGAUAAUUUCGAAAGAGAUUAGAAUUUCAGGCCCGAGUUGGAUGAGUUGAAUCGGCGAAAAUGGGGGCGAGUCGGAAACUCCAGGGCGAGAUUGACCGUGUUCUGAAGAAGGUUCAGGAAGGCGUCGAAGUCUUUGAUAGCAUCUGGAACAAGGUUUACGACACGGACAAUGCGAACCAGAAGGAGAAGUUCGAGGCUGACCUGAAGAAGGAGAUUAAGAAGCUGCAGAGAUACAGGGACCAGAUUAAGACUUGGAUUCAAUCCAGUGAAAUCAAAGAUAAGAAGGUUAGUGCCUCGUAUGAGCAGGCUUUGGUGGAUGCACGCAAGCUUAUUGAGCGUGAAAUGGAAAGAUUCAAGAUCUGUGAGAAGGAGACAAAGACAAAAGCAUUCUCUAAAGAAGGCUUAGGUCAACAGCCCAAAACUGAUCCUAGAGAGAAGGCUAAAUCGGAGACAAGGGAUUGGUUGAACAAUGUGGUUGGGGAAUUAGAAUCUCAGAUCGAUAACUUUGAAGCUGAGCUUGAAGGAAUUUCUUCAAAGAAAGGAAAGAACAAGCCACCCAGAUUGAUACAUCUAGAAACAUCAAUCACUCGGCACAAGGCUCAUGUAAAGAAAUGUGAAUUUAUCUUGAGGCUACUUGAUAAUGAUGAACUAAGUCCAGAGCAGGUGAAUGAUGUCAAAGAUUUCUUGGAUGACUAUGUAGAACGUAAUCAGGAGGACUUUGAAGAAUUUAGUGAUGUUGAUGAGCUAUAUAGUUCAUUACCCCUAGAUAAGGUGGAGUCACUUGAAGAUAUUGUAACAAUUCCCCCUGGUCUUGCUAAGGUGGCACCUGUUCUUAGCUUGAAGCCUUUGCCAACAUCAGCUUCAGCAUCACAAACAUCUGAGCAAGCUGAUGAUACAGCUUCUCAGGAUAGCAAUUCUGAUGUUGGUGCAAGAACUCCACCUCCUAAAAGUAGUACAGUUAGUUCUACUGCGACAACACCAGCGGCAACACCAGUGGCGAAUUUUGCUACUCCUGUUUCUAUAAAUGUUACGGUGCCUAACUUGUCAAGUCCGCCGCCCAUUUCAUCUCUCACACCUGGUUCAAAUUCUCUUCGGAGUUCCUUGGAAAUUAGUAGUGCUGUCAAUGCUUCAUUUGUAAAUCAGUCUAGCACUGUGAAAGAAGAUGAGAUUAAUAGUUUCCCUGUCCGAAGACCAUCUCCAUCACUUUCUGAUGUUGCACUCAUAAGGAAUAUCAGCAGAAACAGCCUGUCAAAUCAAACAACAAAUAACAUACCUGUUGUAUCUGGGAACAUGGUUUCCAGCAAUGGGCCCCUUGGUUUAGUUUCUUCAACUUCUGAAAUAACCAAGAGAAACAUAUUGGUUGCUGAUGAUAGACUCGGAAGCAAUGGGAUGGUACCAACUCUUGUAUCCCCUUUAAGUAAUAGAAUGAUUAUUCCUCAGGUUGCAAGGGGUACUGAUGGAACUUCCUCAGUUGACUCUAGUAAUGCCAAUGAAGGUGCAACUUUGUCUGGGAGAGUUUUCUCCCCUUCUGCUAUUCCUGGCAUGCAAUGGAGACCUGGAAGCCCCUUCCAGAAUCAAAAUGACAUGGUACACUUUUGCUCUUAAAUUCUUUUUGCUAUU